GCCGGCCGCGCGCUCCCAGCCGUUGGCGCUGCCAUGUCGGGCCCCGGGCCGCGGGAGCCGCCGCAGGCGGGCGGGCCGGAGGGCCCCGAGGGCACGGACGCGGCGCUGGACGAGGCGGGGCUGAGCUUCACGACGGCCGACCUGAGCCUGGUGGAGAUGACGGAGAUGGAGUACACGCAGCUGCAGCACAUCCUCUGCUCGCACAUGGAGGCGGAGGCGGAGGCGGCGGCGGAGGCGGCGGCGGCCGACGGCGAGCUCGAGACGCGCCUCAGCUCGGCCUUCCUGGCGGCGGCGGCGGCAGCGGGGGGCGCGCCACCCGUGUACCCCGCGCUGUGCCCCCCCGCGCUGGCCGACGGCGGCUUCGCGGGCGCCCGCCCGUGCCUGGGCGCCGUCGACGUGCAGGAGCUGCACAGCAUGCUGCUGAGUGAGGCGGGCGCGGCCGCCGCCGCGGAGCGGACGCCGGGCGCUAACGGCCCGGGCCCCGGCGCGCCCCGGCCCCGGGCGCCCGAGGGCGCUGGCAAGGAGAACGCGGAGGGCGCGCCCGAGGCGCGGGCCAAGCCGGCCGUGCGCGACUGCCUGGAGGACCGCUUCAACAGCAUCCCCGCCGAGCCCCCGCCCGGCCCGCGCGGCGCGGAGCCCCCGGAACCCGGCGUGGCGCUCAGCAAUUUGGUAACUCUUAUUGGCCAUCCAUCCGAGUUAAUGAAUGUGCCUCUUCAUCAGCAGCAAAACAAAUGUACAACAUUAGGGAAAAACAAAACUGCUGCUGCAACAACCGCUUUGCAGUUUACAUACCCUCUGUUCACUACCAGUGCUUGCUCUACUAGUGGAAGUUCUAAUCUUUCCCAAACACAGAGUUCUAGUAACUCAUGUUCUAUACUCGAAGCUGCCAAGCAUCAGAAUAUUGGAUUGCCGAGAGCAUUUUCUUUCUGUUAUCAGCAAGAAACUGAAUCCACUAAACAGACUUUGGGUGGUAGAAACAAAGCUUUGCCGGAGCAGGUUUGGAUUAAAGUCGGAGAAGAAGCGCUAUGUAAACAAGCAAUAAAUAAGAGGAAUCGGAGCAGCAUAUGUCAGUUGGACACGCACAUAGAGCGAAGAGCCCUUGGAGAGAUUCAGAACGUGGGCGAAGCCUCCACAGCGGCGCAGGGUGCUUGGCCGUCGGCGGAGCUGUCCCAGGCCACCCUCGGGGAGCAGAUGCAGAGCGGGCCCCAGGGAGGCAGGUCCCAGCCCAGGGAGAGGCACAACCACUUGGAGAGAGAUAGAAGGCGCAGAAUCCGCAUCUCUUGUGACGAGUUGAAUCUUUUAGUCCCGUUCUGCAACGCUGAGACCGAUAAGGCAACGACCCUGCGGUGGACCACGGCCUUCCUGAAGUAUAUUCAGGAGAGACAUGGAGAUUCUCUUAAAAAGGAAUUCGAGAGUGUAUUUUGCAGUAAAACUGGCAGAAGGCUAAAGCUGACCACACCAGACUCCGUGGUGACGUGUCCCACACAGGAGAGUCUACAGAGUAGCCUGGCUACGGAGAUCGAGUGACUGAACGUGAACACGGAUUCCUGGGAAGUAAACGGCCGUUCCUUCGUGACCCAUGAACAUUUCCUAGGACCCUGGGACUCUGCUCUGAUAGUCUAAUUCUAAAGGGACAUGACUUAGCUGAUGGGACUCUGGGGGGGACUUUGAAAGCACAUUUUGUAAAAAUAUUUAUCUGAAACAAAAUACUUACCCAUUAAUGUCCUCUUAGACCAUUUGGGGAUGAAGAUAUCUUGACAACUAUUAAGAUGGCAGAAUAGGAGGACGUGCGCUCACUCCCUCUUGCAAGAGCACCGGAAUUACAACUAAAUGCUGAACACUCAUCGACAGAAGGACACUGGAACUCACCAA
Messenger RNA from Hippopotamus amphibius kiboko, 1872 nucleotides. RefSeq names its product transcription factor-like 5 protein. Gene Ontology annotation, biological process: spermatogenesis; regulation of DNA-templated transcription. Gene Ontology annotation, cellular component: nucleus. The record is from RefSeq and is a predicted model, not a curated record. Lineage: Eukaryota; Metazoa; Chordata; Mammalia; Artiodactyla; Hippopotamidae. Gene Ontology annotation, molecular function: DNA-binding transcription factor activity, RNA polymerase II-specific; RNA polymerase II cis-regulatory region sequence-specific DNA binding; protein dimerization activity. The transcript has 2 exons. Bases 34 to 1527 code for a protein of 497 amino acids.